Molecule: messenger RNA, 1122 nt
Organism: Notothenia coriiceps (black rockcod)
Lineage: Eukaryota; Metazoa; Chordata; Actinopteri; Perciformes; Nototheniidae
Product: nodal homolog
Exons: 3
Coding region: 1-1122 (373 amino acids)
Cellular component (GO): extracellular region
Molecular function (GO): cytokine activity; growth factor activity
Source: RefSeq, a predicted model, not a curated record
AUGCACCCUGACGCACUGCUCCGAGGGAUGAGUGGCGGCUCCAAGCGCAUCCUGCAGACGAAGCAGAGCAGCAGGCUGCCAUUCUACAUGAUGCAGUUAUACCGGACCGUGCUGACCGAGGAGCGGGCCAAGACCCUGGCCAACAGCCUGAGCCACACGAUGACCGAGGACCCUGCCAUGCAGGACUCCGACUCUGUCAUCAGCCUGGUCGCUAAAGGCUGCGAGCAGAUUGGCAAAAGGUGGUCCGUUACCUUUGACCUGUCCUCCAUGUCUGCGAGCGACAACGUCCAGCUGGCAGAACUUCGCAUCCGCCUGUCCGCCUUCACCGAGUCUCCCCGAGCCUCAGUGGACGUCUACCACUCACACAGGGGGCGCUGCUCCGGCACGCACUGCUCAGAGAACAGGAUGUUCCUGGGCCGCCUGAAAGCUCACCCCGGUGCCACGGUAUCCCUCUCCUCCUGGAAGGUGGUCAACAUGACGGGGGUGCUCAGUCGCUGGCUGCAGCAGGAGCACACCACACAGGAGGAAGAGGAGGAGGAAGAGCAGGAGAGAGUCCAACACCUUACUGCUGACCGGGUCAUGAUGGUGGUCUUCUCAAGGCAGAACCUGAACAACAAGCGCAUGCCAACACUCAUCCGCACAGCAGAGCACUCCAAGUACGUCAGCUUUGACCGGGACAGAGUGGCCCCUGGCUCUGGUUCCAAGCCGAGGAGCCGCAGGGCCAACAGGCACCAGCACACCCAGCACCAGAGGAAGGGAGUGGCUGAUUCGGCCCCCGUCAGCAAGCCCACAGAGGAGGAGGAGAAGGGUCCUCUCUGCAGGAGGGUGGACAUGGUGGUGGACUUUGAGAAGAUCGGCUGGAGCGAGUGGAUCGUCUAUCCCAAACAGUACACCGCUUACCGCUGUGAGGGGAGCUGCCCCAACCCAGUGGACGAGACCUUCACUCCAACCAACCAUGCGUACAUGCAGAGCCUUCUGAAGCUCCACCGCCCAGACAAGGUGCCGUGUCUGUCCUGUGUGCCGACACACCUGGGACCGCUCUCCAUGCUGUACUACGAGGCGGGGGAGAUGGUCAUGAGGCAUCACGAGAACAUGGUGGUGGAGGAGUGCGGCUGCCACUGA